Coregonus sp. 'balchen' is the source of this 14786-nucleotide messenger RNA. Lineage: Eukaryota; Metazoa; Chordata; Actinopteri; Salmoniformes; Salmonidae. The record is from the annotation of a GenBank genome assembly.
AUGGGCGACAAAAAGUUCCCAGGGGCUCCAUUUGGAACACAGUCUGCAAGGUUCUUUGUUUUGCUAAUAUUUCCAUUAAAUUACCCCUAUGAAACAUGACAAUCAAUAAUGAUUGUAAACAUCUCUUGUAAAUAACUAUUGUAGUAUUGUAGGUCUAAGCAUAAAAUAUCAAUCUUUCAAUUUUCCCAAUAAGGUUUGAUGUUUCAGGAGUCUAUCCAUCCAAAAAGAAGAUUGGCACAUUCACAGAAAUCAACCACUGCAAGAGACUGAUAAGUGACUUGGUAAAUAAAAGCACAUUACAGUAUCUCAUUCGAUUUUAUGUGAUUUUCAAAAAAAUUAACUUGGAAGAUACAGUAUGUGUCAAGGCUUUGCAUGACUCUCCUCCUAAAUGUGUGUGUGUGCAAUCCAUGUGUUGAGCUGAACUAAUAAACUAGAAUAUAAAUAAUGAAGUUAUAUUUUAUUUUCUAUUCAAUUCUAUUUUAUUCCACCGCGUUUGUGUAUCUCUUUGUCUGUGUCAGGAGCGUAACCUGGGUCCAGGUCAGUAUGAGGUGGACAUGGGGGACUUCAGCCCCCAGGUGGUCCAGAGCAGGGCCAGGGGACCAGGGUGGAAGAGGGGGCAGGAGAUGGCCCAGCAGGCCCAGAUGCCCCACCUGCUGUAUAGAGACACAUGGCUGACCAACCGCCUCCUGGUGAGGGAGCAGCAUCCAUGAUAAUGAUGAUGACUUGUAUCCGGUAGGAAAUUAUUGUCAUACAGCAUCUACAGUGCCUUGCAAAAGUAUUCAUCCCCCUUGGUGUUUUUCCUAUUUUGUUGCAUUACAACUAGUAAUUUAAAUGUUUUUUUUAUUUGGAUUUCAUAUAUUGGACAUACACAAAAUAGUCCAAAUUGGUGACGUGAAAUGAAAAAAGUAACUUGUUUCAAAGAAUUCUAAAAAAUAAAUAACUGAAAAGUGGUACGUGCAUAUGUAUUCACUCUCUUUGCUAUGAAGCCCCUAAAUAAUAUCUGGUGCAACCAAUUACUUUCAGAAGUCACAUAAUUAGUUAAAUAAAGUCCACCUGUGUGCAAUCUAAGUGUCACAUGAUCUGUCACAUGAUCUCAGUAUAUAUACACCUGUUCUGAAAGGCCCCAGAGUAUGCAACACCACUAAGCAAGGGGAACCACCAAGCAAGCGGCACCAUGAAGACCAAGGAGCUCUCCAAACAGGUCAGGGACAAAGUCGUGGAGAAGUACAGAUCAGGGUGGGUUAUAAAAAAAUAUCAGAAACUUUGAACAUCCCACGGAGCACCAUUAAAUCCAUUAUUAAAAAAUUGAAAGAAUAUGGCACCACAACAAACCUGUCAAGAGAGGGCCGCCAACCAAAACUCACAGACCAGGCAAGGAAGGCUUUAAUCAGAGAGGCAACAAAGAGACCAAAGAUAACCCUGAAGGAGCUGCAAAGCUCCACAGUGGAGAUUGGAGUAUCUGUCCAUAGGACCACUUUAAGCCAUACACUCCACAGAGCUCGGCUUUACGGAAGAGUGGCCAGAAAAAGCCAUUGCUUAAAGAAAAAAAUAAGCAAACACGUUUGGUGUUCGCCAAAAGGCAUGUGGGAGACUCCCCAAACAUAUGGAAGAAGGUACUCUGGUCAGAUGAGACUAAAAUUGAGCUUUUUGGCCAUCAAGGAAAAAGCUAUGUCUGGCGCAAACCCAACACCUCUCAUCACCCCGAGAACACCAUCCUCACAGUAAAGCAUGGUGUGUCACGAUCGUUUACGGACGAGAAGGACCAAGGCGCAGCGUGAUAUGCAUUCAUAUUUAUUUAUGUACUGAACACACGACAAAACAACAAACGAAACAUGAAGUCCAAGGUAGCAUACACACAACAUACCUUACACGGAACAAGAUCCCACACCCCACUAGUGCCAACAGGCUACCUAAGUAUGGUCCCCAAUCAGAGACAACGAGCUACAGCUGCCUCUGAUUGGGAACCACCCUGGCCAACAUAGAUCUAAACGAUCUAGAAACUAACAUAGACAAACCCAACACAGAAAAUACACACCCUGACUCAACAAAUACCAGUCCCUAGAGUCAGGGCGUGACAGUACCCCCCCCCCCCCCCCCCCCUGAAAGGUGCGGACUCCGACCGCACCACAUAAACCUAACAGGGUAGGGGCCGGGUGGGCAUUCCGCCUCGGAGGCGGAUCCGGCUCCGGGUGUGACCACCACUUACUCUCCACCUUCCCGUUGCGCCCCUGGUCUGGUCUGGACCUUGGCGCGCUGCUUCCUCUCUCCUUCCUCCCACGCAGUACCACGCCCUGUCUGGACCCUGGUGUGGGAGACCCCGAACCUGGAGAGGGGCUGACGUCUGGGUCUGGACUGGAACCGCUGACUGGAGCUGGACCCGACGACGGUGGAUCGAACUGCUCUGGCUCCGGGGUGGAGCCGCUGACCGGAACUGGAUCAGGCACCGGUGGAGCGGACUGCUCUGGCUCCGGAGUGGAGCCGCUGACCGGAGCUGGAUUGGACCCCGGUGGAGCGGAUUGCUCUGGCUCCGGAGUGGAGCAGCUGACCGGUGCCAGACCAGGCACCUGUGGAACAGGCACGGGCCGUGCCGGACUGGACACACACACCACUGGCUUGGUGCGGGGAGCAGGAACGGGCCGGACUGGGCUGACGACGCGCACCACUGGCUUGGUGCGGGGAGCAGGAACGGGCCGUACCGGACUGGCGACGCGCACCACUGGCCUGGUGCGGGGUGCAGGAACAGGCCGGGCCGGGCUGGCGACGCGCACCACUGGCUUGGUGCGAGGGACAGGAACCGGUCGGACCGGGCUGGCGACGCGCACCACUGGCUUGGUGCACGGGGCAGGAAUGGGCCGAACCAUACUGGGAACACCCCCCACUGGCUUAGUGCGGGAAUCAGGAACGGGCCGGACCGGACUGGACUGGCGACACGCACCACUUGAUUGGUGCGAGGAGCGGGACUGGGUUCCUUCAUUAACCCCCGCUCCUUCUGCUGCCUAACCAGCUCCUCUCACCGUGCCUCUACACUUUCCUUCUGUUCCCUCUGAACCAAUGACCCCCUUAAUCUGGCGGCCUCCUCUGCUAAACGGCUGAACUGCUCUAUCGCGGCCUCCUGGUGCCUCGUCGUCCACGGCGUGAGCCCCCCCUAAAAAAUGUUUGGGCUUGUCUCUCCCCCGUGAUCAUGGCCUCCAUCCCUCUUGCCAGACUCUCGCUCAUCUCCUCCCAAGUCCAUCCUCUCUCCUCGUCACGCUGCUUGAUCCAGGCUUGGUGGGAUCUUCUGUCACAAUCGUUUACGGACGAGAAGGACCAAGGCGCAGCGUGAUAUGCAUUCAUAUUUAUUUACGUACUGAACACACGACAAAACAACAAACGAAACGUGAAGUCCAAGGUAGCAUACACACAACAUACCUUACACGGAACAAGAUCCCACACCCCACUAGUGCCAACAGGCUACCUAAGUAUGGUCCCCAAUCAGAGACAACGAGCUACAGCUGCCUCUGAUUGGGAACCACCCUGGCCAACAUAGAUCUAAACGAUCUAGAAACUAACAUAGACAAACCCAACACAGAAAAUACACACCCUGACUCAACAAAUACCAGUCCCUAGAGUCAGAGCGUGACAUGGUGGUGGCAGCAUCAUGCUGUGGGGAUGUUUUUCAUCGGCAGGGACUGGGAAACUGGUCAGAAUUGAAGGAAUGAUGGAUGGCGCUAAAUACAGGGAAAUUCUUGAGGGAAACCUGUUUCAGUCUUCCAGAGAUUUGAGACUGGGACGGAGGUUCACCUUCCAGCAGGACAAUGACCCUAAGCAUACUGCUAAAGCAACACUUGAGUAGUUUAAGGGGAAACAUUGAAAUGUCUUGGAAUGGCGUAGUCAAAGCCCAGAUCUAAAUCCAAUUGAGAAUCUGUGGUUUGACUUAAAGAUUGCUGUACACCAGCGGAACCCAUCCAACUUGAAGGAGCUGGAACAGUUUUGCCUUGAAGAAUGGGAAAAAAUCCCAGUGGCUAGAUGUGCCAAGCUUAUAGAGACAUACCCGAAGAGACUUGCAGCUGUAAUUGCUGCAAAAGGUGGCUCUAUAAAGUAUUGACUUUGGAGGGUGAAAAGUUGUGCACGCUCAAGUUUUCUGUUUUUUUGUCUUAUUUCUUGUUUGUUUCACACAAACAAAUAUUUUGCAUCUUCAAAGUGGUAGGCAUGUUGUGUAAAUUAAAUGAUACAACCCCCCAAAAAAAUCCAUUUUAAUUCCAGGUUGUAAGGCAACAAAAUAGGAAAAAUGCCAAGGGGGGUGAAUACUAUCGCAAGCCACUGUAUCACUUCACGACAUCACAGAACCGACACUGAAAUAGACCCUGUUUAUUUUUGUUUGGUCUGUCAUGUUGUCCUAUAUAGACGCAUUGAUGCUUCUGUAAUGAGGGCAACAGUUUAGGGACUUUUCAGCUCCAGUCCAAGCCAGUAUGAAGGCCAAUUAGAUUUUGAUUCUGUACACAAAUGUAGCCGUGUAAAAUGAAUACUUCCACCAAACAAUCAAUGGAGUGUGUUAUAAAAUGUAAUCUAAACUGAUGAAACACAAUAAUUAUAUUGGUGGAGGGUUCCAGUGUAACUAAUGCUAAACUGUUCCACAACCUAGAGAACCAGGGUAGGCCCAGGGAGGUAUGACAUCCAGGACUUCACUGAGCUCUGGAAGAAGCCAUACAGUGUGAGAGGAGUGUGUGACAGCAGGGAUGAGAGGUUUAAAGACUUCACAAAUGUACUGCAGUUACUAGAGGGAGACAAAUACUCACAUACAAGUCAUUGUGUUACAAGUCAUUUGGGCCCUGUGUAGCUCAGUUGGUAGAGCAUGGCGCUUGCAACGCCAGGGUUGUGGGUUCGAUUCCCACAGGGGGCCAGUAUGAAAAAUGUAUGCACUCACUAACUGUAAGUCGCUCUGGAUAAGAGCGUCUGCUAAAUGACUAAAAUGUAAAAAUGUAGAACAUUGGUCAAGUGCUUUACAGUAACCCAGCCUAGACUCCUAAGGAGCAAGCAGCAGCACAGUGGCAUGGAAAAAAUCCCUAGAAGGAAGAAAACUUUAGAGGAACUGGUUUCCUUUUGCUCCACUGGGUAGAAGAUAAUUGAUUAAUGGUAUUAUUGUAAUUCCUCCUUGUCAUUUGACAGAAGCAAACUACUCCAGGCCCAGGGGCUUAUGGGAAGGGGGGCAUCCCAUCUGGGCUGCUGGAUGAGAGGAGGAGGAAGCCGAUUGGCUCCCGUCCAAUGAUGGACUUCAGUGCUGGAGUGGAACGCUUCCCAGAGCUCAUAGUGGUGAGUUUAGUAGUCCUUAAAUGUGAAUGUGAUUUUUUUGCUGUUUAUAUAAUGGGGAAAAUAUUAGAUGUAUCAGAUAUGCCAAUACAUCAGAAUAAGGGUGCCUGUGUAAACUAAUCCUUAGUGAUUAGCUACAUAUAGGGGAAACUGAAUAUAUGAAUGAAUGAAUGAACAAGGUUUAUUGGGGGAAUAAGGGGGAAAUUGAGUUUUUCACCAGCAGCAACACAGACAGGGACAACACAGACACAUGCUUAUGGAUGUUUGCUUCUCUCUGUGUUCAGGACUCUGGUCUGUGUCCUGGUACCUACCACCUACCGACCUUCACUGACGUGCUCCUCAGUCGCCACAUCAGCAAACGAGGACCCUACGACCUCUUCACUGGCCAACGAGACAAGCCAAUCACCUGUGGAUAUUUUGCUGCCCCGGUAACUAGGCCCUUAAAUUAGAUUUUAUCUCUAUUACAAUAACCUGUAUAAAAGUUUAAAUGAAAAAAUAUAUUUAUGAACAAUUAUAAGUACUACAGUGAGGGAAAAAAGUAUUUGAUCCCCUGCUGAUUUUGUACGUUUGCCUACUGACAAAGAAAUGAUCAGUCUAUAAUUUUAAUGGUAGGUUUAGUUGAACAGUGAGAGACAGAAUAACAACAACAAAAAUCCAGAAAAAUGCAUGUCAAAAAUGUUAUAAAUUGAUUUGCAUUUUAUUGAGGGAAAUAAGUAUUUGACCCCUCUGCAAAACAUGACUUAGUACUUGGUGACAAAACCCUUGUUGGCAAUCACAGAGGUCAGACGUUUCUUGUAGUUGGCCACCAGGUUUGCACACAUCUCAGGAGGGAUUUUGUCCCACUCCUCUUUGCAGAUCUUCUCCAAGUCAUUAAGGUUUAGAGGCAGACGUUUGGCAACUCAAACCUUCAGCUCCCUCCACAGAUUUUCUAUGGGAUUAAGGUCUGGAGACUGGCUAGGCCACUCCAGGACCUUAAUGUUCUUCUUCUUGAGCCACUCCUUUGUUGCCUUGGCCGUGUGUUUUGGUUCAUUGUCAUGCUGGAAUACCCAUCCACGACCCAUUUUCAAUGCCCUGGCUGAGGGAAGGAGGUUCUCACCCAAGAUUUGACGGGACAUGGCCCCGUCCAUCUUCCCUUUGAUGCGGUGAAGUUGUUCUGUCCCCUUAGCAGAAAAACAUCCCCAAAGCAUAAUGUUUCCACCUCCAUGUUUGACGGUGGGGAUGGUGUUCUUGGGGUCAUAGGCAGCAUUCCUCCUCCUCCAAACACGGCGAGUUGAGUUGAUGCCAAAGAGCUCGAUUUUGGUCUCAUCUGACCACAACACUUUCACCCAAUUCUCCUCUGAAUCAUUCAGAUGUUAAUUGGCAAACUUCAGACGGGCAUGUAUAUGUGCUUUCUUGAGCAGGGGGACCUUGCGGGCGCUGCAGGAUUUCAGUCCUUCACGGCGUAGUGUGUUACCAAUUGUUUUCUUGGUGACUAUGGUCCCAGCUGCCUUGAGAUCAUUGACCAGAUCCUCCCGUGUAGUUCUGGGCUGAUUUCUCACCGUUCUCAUGAUCAUUGCAACUCCACGAGGUGAGAUCUUGCAUGGAGCCCCAGGCCGAGGGAGAUUGACAGUUCUUUUGUGUUUCUUCCAUUGGAGAAUAAUCGCACCAACUGUUGUCACCUUCUCACCAAGCUGCUUGGCGAUGGUCUUGUAGCCCAUUCCAGCCUUGUGUAGGUCUACAAUCUUGUCCCUGACAUCCUUGGAGAGCUCUUUGUUCUUGGCCAUGGUGGAGAGUUUGGAAUCUGAUUGAUUGAUUGCUUCUGUGGACAGGUGUCUUUUAUACAGUUAACAAGCUGAGAUUAGGAGCACUCCCUUUAAGAGUGUGCUCCUAAUCUCAGCUCGUUACCUGUAUAAAAGACACCUGGGAGCCAGAAAUCUUUCUGAUUGAGAGGGGGUCAAAUACUUAUUUCCCUCAUUAAAAUGCAAAUCAAUUUAUAACAUUUUUUACAUGCUUUUUUCUGGAUUUUGUUGUUGUUAUUCUGUCUUUCACUGUUCAAAUAAACCUACCAUUAAAAUUAUAGACUGAUCAUUUCUUUGUCAGUGUGCAAACGUACAAAAUCAGCAGGGGAUCAAAUACUUUUUUCCCUCACUGUACAUAUUCAAAAGGGUGAAGGGAGUGCCAUUGAGGGUUGUUAAGAGAGCUGUUAAAGUGCAUCUAGAGGAAUUGCCAGACGAAUUGGAUAAUUGAUAUUUCAUAGUGUGUUACCAUGACCCACUGUGAAGAUUGAUAAUUGAUCCAUUCCAUCAUGAACUCAUUAAAUUAUCAUUUUUUGUACUACAUUAUGUUCAAUCAUUUUCUUUCCUUUGUGAUAAGCAGUUGAAAAGGAAAAUGGAAGAUACGCAAUUAGCUAUGCAUGUUUGAUGUGUAUUUCAACCUAAAACCCUGCUUGCAUCUUCCUUGCCUUGAGGACAUCCCUUCACAUGCUAUUUCUGAAUAAUUGGGUUAUUUCGCCUCCUUCCUGCCCUAGAAAAAAGCCAAUCUGAAUCUGGGUACGUUCGCCAAGCCAGCGAAGGUCUUGUGUGAGGACAUUCUGCGACCAGAGAAAGGACACCAAGGCAAGUUUGGCACCCUAGACCAGUACCCUUCCCUCCCUACUGAAUGCAUCUACCUGGGUUCCCUGCCCCAGUACCCAUGGCCAGCGGUCAGUACACCCCUGUCAUGGUCUACUCAGUCCACAAUGUAAACACAUUGAUAUAGCGUAAUGUAGACCAACGUAGUUAAAAUAUAAAGUAGCUAACAAGUGAUCAUAUCCAUGCAAUUAGUGUAAUAUUCAGAAUAUGUUCAUGCUGUUUUAGCAGCAUAGAUGUAGUAAUCAGAUGUAGUUAGCUGGCUCGCCUCCAGUCUUAUACCUCAAACUCACAUCAAACAAUAACAGCAGAGACACUCUGGUCGUGGAUUCUAUGAAGAUGUUAGUCCGCCCAAAGUGGAGAACCGCAACCCUCCUCCCAUCCUCUCCUCCUCUCCCCGUAUCACCAAGAGGGCCGAGAGGCUGAUGCAGGGGAACUAUGUGAGUGAUGUUGACAUCAUCAAUCUUCAUCUUGCUUUUUCUUAUACGGACCAAAUAGGCCUAUUUUUAAGUUGAGGAAAGACCUUAAAUCUUAUCUUGACACCCAACUUCUCUUCACCUCAACCAGACCACAGUGGGUGUGUGACGUUACAACCUGGCUAAGAAGCAAACGAGGAACACUCAGAAGAAGAACGAUAACGCUGGCUAUCGCUACGUCUUCAUGUCCCGCAUCCCCAGAUAUUUACAUGACCUGCACCAGGACAACUUCAACCAGUAAGAUCAACCUUUCCUCUGACGGCUUAGUUUUACGUUGUGGCUGGUAAGAGGUUAGUUAAUACUGAUCUGUAUUAUUUACGAAACUCAGAUACAUUCACAAGAUCAUUUAAAGCUUAAGUUCACAUCAGUUUAGUAAUAAUGUGAUGGGAAAGAUACAGUAAUACAGUGCCUUCAGAAAGUAUUCACACCUCUUUACUUUUUCCACAUUUUAAAUUAAGAUGUUGUGUCACUGGCCUACACACAAUACCCUAUAAUGUCAAAGUGGAAUGAAAAGGUGAAAUGUCUUGAGUCAAUACGUAUUCAAACCCUUUUUUAUGGCAAGCUUAAGUUCAAGAGUAAAACAUUGCUUAACAAGUCACAUAAGUUGCAUGGACUCACUCUGUGUGCAAGAAUAGUGUUUAACAUGAUUUUUGAAUGACUACCUCAUCUCAGUACCCCACACAUACAAUUAUUUGUAUGGUUCCUCAACCGAGCAGUGAAUUUCAUACACAGAUUCAACCACAAAGACCAGGUAGGUUUUCCAAAGCCUUGCAAAGAAGGGCACCUAUUGGUAGAUGGGUAAAAAACAUUGAAUAUCCCUUUGAGCAUGGUGAAGUUUUUUAUUACAUUUUGGAUGGUGUAUCAAUACACCCAGUCACUACAAAGAUACAGGCGUUCCUUUCUAACUCAGUUGCCAGAGAGGAAGGAAACCACUCAGGGAUUUUACCAUGAGGCCAAUGGUGACUUUAAAACAGUUACAGAGUUUAAUGGCUGUGAUACGAGAAAACUGAGGAUGGAUCAACAACAUUGUAGUUACUCCACAAUACUAACCUAAAUGACAGAGUGAAAAUAAGGAAGCCUGUACAGAAUAAAAAAUAUUCCAAAACAUGCAUCCUUUUUGCAAAUGUGGCAAAUAAAUUAACUUCAUGUCCUGAAAAAACACAUCACUGAGUACCAUUCUUCAUAUUUUCAAGCAUGGUGGUUGCUGCAUCAUGUUAUGGGUAUGCAAAAUCCUAGAGGGAAACCUGUUUCAGUCUGCUUUCCAACAGACAUUGGGAGACAUAUUUACCUUUCAGUAGGACAAUAACCUAAAAAACAAGUCCAAAUAUACACUGGAGUUGUUUACCAAGACGGCAUUGAAUGUUCCUGAAUGGUCUAGUUACAGUUUUGACUUAAAUCGGCUUGAAAAUCAAUGGCAGGACUUGAAAAUUGCUGUCUAGCAAUGACCAACAACCAAAUUGACAGAGCUUGAAGAAUAAAAACAUAUAUAAUGUGCAAAUAUUGUACAAUCCAGAUGUGCAAAGCUCUUAGAGACACACAGAAAGACUCACAGCUGUAAUCACUGCCAAAGGUGAUUCUAACAUGUAUUGGAUGUGAAUACUUAUGUAAAUGAGAUAUUUCUGUAUUUCAUUUUCAAUAAAUUGGCAAAACAAUCUAAAAACAUGUUUUCACUUUGUCAUUGUGGGGUAUUGUGUGUAGAUUGGUGAGAGAGAAAAAUCAAUUGAAUCCAUUUUGAAUUUAGGCUGUAACACAACAAAAUGUGGAAUAAGGGGGUAUGAACAGUAUCUGAAGGCACUGUACAUGGAUUUGUGAACAGUCAUCUGUUAUUGGAGUUAUACACACCAAAAUAGGCAAUGUUAUGUAACACAGUUAUGGAUCUCUCUCAUAAAAAAUAAAUGUAUGAUAACUUUUUAUACCUAUUUGUUGACUUUUGGUAAGCUCUUCACAAAUCCUAUCACAGUCGACAUCAUCUGUGACCAGUAGACCUAUGCUGACACAUGUUAAAUCCCAAUCCAUUUGAUCUUCCAGGGAGAGGCUGAAACCCAUCAACAUUCCCCCACAUAGGAUGCCCUAUUAUCGGCCGCCGGAUGAGGUUUCGGCUGUUGCAGUGCCACACUCCUCAGGUUGAGAAUAGACCCAAGCACCAGCUCAAUCUUGAACACAACAACAACACACACACAAUUUUGAGAAAAUAAAAUAAAAGAUCCUGUAACCUGAUUCAAAUUUACUUGUUAUGUAUGAAAAAGGUCUGUAGAGGGCAGUAUUACUUCAUGACCUUCCCUGCUAGGGAAACCAAGGAAAUCUCAGUCCAAUCAGAGAUAGAAGUGUUUGUACAUUUGUAUUCCAUGUCAAGCCUGAAAGAUUAAACAUGUUUUGCCCUUCACUGUCAAUGUUGGCUUAUAGCAGUCUCUCUGAUUUGAUAUGAGGAAAACAUACCUUAAAAAACGAAGGAAGAUCACUACUUGCAGUUGCACAGCAACGCGUUGACACAACAUUUCCUCAAAGAUUGAGAGGUUAGUCAGGAGUGGAGUUAGUGGAUAUAAAAAUGAGGUUACUAAUGUCACAGGGGAUAGUAAAAUAUUAGUCUCUCCAGGUGAAUGUUUUCAGGGUGGUGUGUGAUGACCUGAGGGUCAGCAUGACAUGAGGUAGGGUGUCCAUAAAAAUGUGGCUUUGAAAGUGUUAUGUUGAUGUUUUACAACUCCGGCUUCUGCCUUCCAGUUUCAGGGAAAUCAUUAAAUUAAACAAACAGCAGAAAUGUGGUCUAGAUGUGGAUGUCAUUGAAAGGCCACCAUUAUAAGCAGAUUAGGUUUUACUACAGCUGUCAGUGAAAUUAGCUGAGAUUUAUUAUUUAUGGAUCAUAAAAUGGGUGUGUGGGUUAUUUGGGGAGUAACCCUGGUUUUCUGCCAAACCAGUUGAGGCAUGAAGUAUUGAAGGGCUCUGAGAAGUGGAUAUAAAACCACAACCAGAGAGACCCACACCAGUAGGGAGAGGACCUGACUGGACCAGACAAGGACUGGACACACACACACACAAACACACAAAUAUAUGUUUGUUUAAAUAGAUAGAAGAACAAAUAUUUCAGUCCAUGUCCUGUUGAGUCCAUGAUGAUGAUGUCAAAGCGUGCCGUAUGUUCUUGCAUGUGGCGAGUCGGGGGUCAGAAAAACACUGUGUUACAAACAAGGCCACUGGGCCAGGAAGGAAAUCCUCCUGGGUCACAUGAUUUGUGGAAGGGCCUCGACUAGCAAACAAAAGCCAGUUGGGUUGGGUGGGGGAGCUUUAUGGACUUUUAUUGCACAAUUACGCAAGAAAACACUCAACGAACUCAACAGGCAGUUUACUUUUCUUGAUGAAAAUAUAAACGCUCAAGUAUUGAGGUCUCAACAUAUCCAUGUCAGAAAAUACACUAUUGCUCAAAUUCUCCUCGGGGGAAGUUUGGUACACGACUUUCACUGACGGAGAAUGUGAAAAGAGUGGGAAAUCAGCAAAAUGAAAAUCAUUGUUAAUAGAUAGCUCUGCCUCAUGCAUAUUUAUUUAGAUGGCCCAGGCCAGGACCAUACAGCUGGUUUCAGUUAGGAGCCUACAGAGAGAUUAAGUGAUAGUAAAACUAAAUGGAUCGCAUGUGUAGAGAAAACCUCUCUCAGAUUUGUAAUUGUGUUGCAUUUUGGGUGUUUAUGCUUUAUAAUACCAUAAAGAGCAGUGGAGCCAGUUGAUAGACACUCAACAAACAAGAUAAUGGAGAGGAGAAAGGAGACUGAAGAAGAAGAAGAAGAAGAAGAAGAAGAAGAAGAAGAAGAAGAAGAAGAAGAAGAAGAAGAAGAAGAAGAAGAAGAAGAAGAAGAAGAAGAAGAAGACAUGCACAUGUAAAUAUUUACAGUGGAGCAUGCCCAGGAAAUACCCAAGUCCUCCUGAAUCUCUAACAAGACAUGAGAGCAAGUGCAGUAGGCAAAACACUAAGCCAAAAUACUACCCCAAAAUGGUCAUACCAUUAGCUAUUUGCAACAACUUUAAUGUUAGCCUUUCAUCCAUUCUAGAGCUUCUGAUGAGAUCUUAUGGACAAAGACACAUCUAUAAUGACCAUGCUCCUCUAAAGCACCCAUCAUUCAGAUAGAUGACACCGUCAACGGAUUCCUUUUGCAUCAGUGUUGUUGGUUAACUAGAAGGACCCCAACCAGAGAGACGGUACGUUUGAUUGGCUGCCUGAUAGGGGACACAUUAAGGGCUAUACAUGCAGAUUCUAAGCACAUUAACAUUCCUGAAUAAAUAACCCCAGGGAAUGUUACUCUGGAGACAUUCAACAGGAGUGCCCAGAAGAGAAGGAUGAGUAGGAUGGGACACCUCCAGUCCAGUCCACAGCCCCAGAUUAGGAGCUAGGACCAGGGGUGAAUUCAGUGAGACAAAAUGUUCACAACAUUGCAGAUAGAAAUGUAACAAAUAGAGUCAACUCAUGAUGUCCUAUUGUUCUUUACAGACAACCAUAUAAAGUGCAUUCGGAAAGUAGUCAGACCCCUUCCCUUUUUCCACAUUUUGUUACGUUACAGCCUUAUUCUAAAAUUGAUUACAUUAUUUUCCUCCCUCAUCAAUCUACACACAAUACCCCAUAAUGACAAAGCGAAAACAGGUUUUUAAACAUUUUGGCAAAUGUAUUAAAAAUAAAAAACAGAAAUACCUUAUUUACAUAAGUAUUCAGACCCUUUGUUAUGAGACUCGAAAUUGAGCUCAGGUGCAUCCUGUUUCCAUUGAUCAUCCUUGAGAUGUUUCUACAACUUGAUUGGAGUCCACCUGUGGUACAUUCAAUUGAUUGGACAUGCAUUUCAGAGCAAAAACCAAGCCUUGAGAUCAAAUUAAUUGUCUGUAGAGCUCCGAGACAGGAUUGUGUCGAGGCACUGAUCUGGGGAAGGGCACCAACACAUUUCUGCAGCAUUGAAGGUCCCCAAGAACACAGUGGCCUCAAUCAAUCGUAAAUGGAAGAAGUUCGGAACCACCAAGACUCUUCCUAGAGCUGGCCAAACUGAGCAAUCAGGGGAGAAGGGCCAAGGUCAGGGAGGGGUCCCUCUGACAGAGCUCCAGACAUCCUCUGUGGAGAUGGGAGAACCUUCCAGAAGGACAACCAUCUCUGCAGCACUCCACCAAUCAGGCCUUUAUGGUAGAGUGGCCAGACGGAAGCCACUCCUCAGUAAAAGGCACAUGACAGCCCGCUUGGAGUUUGCCAAAAGGCACCUAAAGGACUCAGACCAUGAUGAAACCAAGAUUGAACUCUUUGGCCUGAAUGCCAAGCGUCACGUCUGGAGGAAACCUGGCACCAUCCUUACGGUGAAGUAUGGUGGUGGCAGCAUCAUGCUGUGGGGAUGUUUGUCAGCGGCAGGGACUGGGAGAUUAGUCAGGAUCGAGGGAAAGAUGAACGGAGCAAAGUACAGAGAGAUCCUUGAUGAAAAACUGCUCCAAAGCGCUCGGGACCUCAGACUGGGGCGAAGGUUAAUCUUCCAACGGGACAACAACCCUAAGCACACAGCCAAGACAAUGCAGGAGUGGCUUCGGGAUAAGUCUCUGAAUGUCCUUGAGUGGUCCAGCCACAGCCCGGACUUGAACCCGAUCUAACAUCUCUGGAGAGACCUGAAAAUAGCUGUGCAGCGACGCUCCCCAUCCAACCUGACAGAGCUUGAGAGGAUCUGCAGAGAAGAAUGGGAGAAACUCCCCAAAUACAGGUGUGCCAAGCUUGUAGCGUCAUACCCAAGAAGACUCGAUGCUGUAAUCGCUGCCAAAGGUGCUUCAACAAAGUACUGAGUAAAGGGUCUGAAUACUUAUGUAAAUGUGAUUAUAUAUAUAUUUUUUUAUACAUUUGCAAACAUUUCUAAAAACCUGUUUUUGCUUUGUCAUUAUGGGGUAUUUAACGUAAUAAAAUGUGGAUCUGAAUACUUUACGAAUGCACUGUAUGUUCUACACAACACAUCUGAACGUUCUGUAACAUUGCACUCUCCUGAACAGGCCCCAGGUAUCUCAGCGCUGCAUGCCACAGCCAGGACCAGCCAGAUGGUUCUCUCUCUCUUGCAUUUUGGACUUUGUGUCCCUGGAUAAACAUUGUUAGCUAAUCACCAUGAAAUAGCAGGACACAGAGGGUAAGAAUAUCCCUAUUUUCUCUGGAACGUUAGACAAUAUCAUUAGCAAACCCCUGCAAAUUGUUUCUCCAUUUUCUGAUGGAGAAAUGUUGUUAUUGCCAAAAGUUCUGAAAACUCUGCCAUGUUCCGUUUGACAUGCAGAGGAGAGCGUUGGCAGAAUUAUUCUAGAUCUGCUAGUACAGAUUGGUUCUCCAGCUUGGUUCUUCAGCUUGGUUCUUCAGCUUGGUUCUCCAGCUUGGUUCUCCAGCUUGGUUCUCCUGCUUGGUUCUCCUGCUUGGUUCUCCUGCUUGGUCCACUCUAGAUAG